This is a messenger RNA of Rotaria socialis, 447 nucleotides long. The record is from the annotation of a GenBank genome assembly. Lineage: Eukaryota; Metazoa; Rotifera; Eurotatoria; Philodinida; Philodinidae.
AUGAUGAAUGGAAUUGCUGGAAGUGAAGAUUUUACACGAAAUGCUUAUAUAUCAAUCUUUAUUACUCCAUCAGUAGCUAAAGGAGGGAAAAUAUCUGUACUUGUUCCAAUGGCCUCCCAUGUUAAUCAUCAUGAACGUUCAACUCAAAUCAUGAUUAGUGAACAUGGUUUAGCUGAUUUAGGUGCUAAAACUCCUCGAGAACGAGCAAAAUUAAUUAUUGAUACAUGUGUUCAUCCCAUGUGUAAAGAUUUAUUAAGAGAUUAUGUUGAACAUUCACAACGUGUUUCAUUUGCUCAACAGACGCCACAUGAUCUUAAACAAGCUUUAGCAUGGCAUGUUAGAUUACAAGAAACUGGUUCUAUGCAUCCAGAUCUUCAACAACCAACUAGUAAAAAUACGGAAAAAGCAGCGAAAAAAUUAGAUCAAACAGCUACUACGAAACAAUAA